AUGAGACAGAGCAUACCGGAGUCGUUAACGGCGAGAUUGCUGAACGUGGUGGUGUUGGACGUUCACUCUAAUCAACUCACGUCGCUUCCAAACUCCAUCGGCUGCCUCUCAAAGCUCAAAAUCUUGGAUGUCUCCAGCAACCUCCUUGAAUCCUUACCCAAGACCAUUGAGAAUUGCAGAGCUUUAGAAGAACUAAAUGCCAACUUCAACAAGCUAACCAAGCUUCCAGAAACCAUAGGGUUUGAGCUCGUCGGCCUCAAGAAGCUAUCAGUGAACUCCAACAAGCUUGUCUUUCUUCCUCACUCCACCUCCCACCUCACCGAACUCCGUGUCCUUGACGUCCGCCUGAACUGCCUCCGGUCACUGCCAGACGACCUCGAGAAUCUCAUCAACCUCAAAACCCUAAACGUCAGCCAAAACUUCCAAUACCUAGAAACCCUACCUUACUCAGUAGGGCUCCUCUUGUCCCUUGUAGAACUGGACGUCAGCUACAAUAGAAUCAAGUCCUUGCCGGAGUCCGUCGGCUGCCUCAAUAAGUUAGAGAAGCUAAGCGUCGAAGGGAACCCCCUGACGUCGCCGCCGAAGGAGGUGGUGGAGCAAGGAGUGGAUAAAGUGAAGGAAUACAUGUGUCACAAGUUGAACUCAGUGCAUGAGAGUCCCAAGAAGAGGUCUUGGGUAGGUAAGUUAGUUAGAUGUGGAACCAUAAACGGACGAUGCACAAGGAACGCAAAAGAUGAUUUUGCUCUUGGACCUCAGUAUCGUGCCGUGGAAGGUCUUGGAUCACCGAGGUUAAUGGCCAUGUUCUCUCCAAAGCGACUCUUUUCGCCUCGUCGUUCUGUGUAAUUCACAAGCUUGUGUAGAUUUUACAGUAGACUUUUCGUUGCAGGUUAAUUUAGUAGCUAGGUCCGGUUUCACGUUAGACUUAGUAGAGUUAAAUUUUACUGGUUGAAUAUGUCAUAGAAGUGACGUAUAUGCAUGGAUAUAUAAUAUGAUCGACUUGUAAAGUGAGGGUAGGUGAUGAUAUAUGGCUCUGUAAAACUAUAUAGGCCUCUCUAGUUCGUGCUUUUUUCUUGGUGUCAUUUUCAUUCUAGUUUACGUAGGAUUGCGUCAACAAUAUAUAGCUAGGAACGUGUGCAUAUUUAUAUGUAUAUAUGGUCCUGUAUUUUUUUUCAUGGAUUGAUAUAUGUGGCCUAUCGACAUGUAUGUAAUGAAGGUGAAGUUGAAUUAUUUGGAUAUUCAA
Molecule: messenger RNA, 1240 nt
Organism: Prosopis cineraria
Lineage: Eukaryota; Viridiplantae; Streptophyta; Magnoliopsida; Fabales; Fabaceae
Product: plant intracellular Ras-group-related LRR protein 6-like
Molecular function (GO): protein binding
Source: RefSeq, a predicted model, not a curated record